ACCUCCUCUCUGAGGAUGGACCCGCACGGCCGUUCUGGAAGGAGCAGGAAAUCUACAAAACUGCGGUCCAUCUCCCGGUCCCUGAUGCUCUGUAACGCUAAGACCAGUGACGAUGGUUCAAGCCCCGAUGAGAGAUACCCGGAUCCCUUCGAGAUCUCCCUGGGCCAGGGCAAGGAGGGGAUUUUCCACUCAUCUGUGCAGCUGGCAGACACAUCGGAGGCCGGGCCCAGCAGCAUUCCUGAUCUGGCGCUGGCCUCCGAGGCGGUUCAGGUCCAAGCAGCUGGGAGUGACCGAGGCAAGAGCUGCAGGAGGCUACUCUUCAUGAAGGAAGCUUCCACAACGUCUUCCCGAGAAAAGUCUGGAAAAGUAGAAGCACAGAGUAGUACCUUCCUGCUUCCCAAAGCCUGUCACCAAAGGACUCGCAGCAAUUCAACCAGUGUGAAUCCCUACUGCACAGGAGAAAUCGAUUUCCCAAUGAUCAAGAAAUCCAUGGCUUGUGCAGACAGACAGCCCUACUCCCUCUGCAGUAGCCGGAAGUCUCUGUCUCAGCAGCUGGACUGUCCAGCAGGCAGGGCUGCGGGCACCUCGAGACCCACACGGUCGCUCAGCACAGCUCAGCUUGCGCAGCCCACGGGAGGCCUGCAGGCUUCUGUCAUCUCCAACAUCGUGCUGAUGAAGGGCCAGGCCAAGGGCCUGGGCUUCAGCAUCGUUGGGGGAAAGGAUAGCAUUUAUGGCCCCAUUGGAAUUUAUGUCAAAACCAUCUUUCCGGGGGGAGCGGCGGCGGCCGACGGAAGGCUGCAGGAAGGGGAUGAAAUUCUGGAACUCAAUGGCGAAUCGAUGGCCGGGCUCACACAUCAGGAUGCUUUGCAGAAGUUCAAGCAAGCCAAAAAGGGGCUCCUGACCCUCACGGUGAGAACGCGCCUGACAGCCCCCCACUCCCUGAGCAGCCACCUGUCCCCGCCGCUGUGCCGCUCACUGAGCUCCAGCACCUGCGCCACCAAGGACGGCAGCUCCUUCGGCUUGGAAAGCCCGGCCGCCCCUGCCAGCACGGCCAAGGCCAACUACAGGGUCAUGGUGGAGGUCUCUCUGCAGAAAGAGGCCGGCGUUGGUCUGGGGAUCGGCCUGUGCAGCGUGCCCUACUUCCAGUGCAUCUCCGGCAUCUUCGUCCACACGCUCUCUCCGGGAUCAGUGGCACAUUUGGAUGGACGGCUCCGGUGCGGUGACGAGAUCGUGGAAAUCAAUGACUCCCCCGUGCACUGUAUGACACUCAACGAGGUCUACGCGAUCCUGAGUCGCUGCAGUCCCGGGCCGGUCCCCAUCAUCGUCAGCCGACACCCAGACCCGCAGGUUUCCGAACUGCAACUCAAGGAAGCUGUGGCCCAGGCUGUGGAGAACGUCAAGUUUGGAAAGGAGAGGCAUCAGUGGAGUCUGGAAGGUGUCAAGAGGCUGGAUAGUAGCUGGCAUGGGCGGCCGACAUUGGAGAAGGAGAGAGAGAAGAACUCAGCACCCCCACAUCGCAGGGCUCAGAAGGUCAUGAUCCGCUCCAGCAGCGACAGCAGCUAUAUGUCCGGGUCCCCUGGGGGGAGUCCCGUUAGCGGCUGCGAGCAGCAGCCUUCUGACCUGGAAGUCCCCACCCACAGCCCCAGCCUGUCCCAGGGGCAGGAGCUGGGGACGCUUUCUGUGGCUCCUUCCAGGCCACCCCAGGAGAGCCCACCCCUCCCUGGGACGCAGGACAGCCACCCGCCCCUAAAGCUGAAGAAGUCCUUCGAGAUUUUGGUGAGAAAGCCCACGACCUCCAAGCCCAAGCCUCCACCCAGAAAAUACUUCAAAAGUGACAGUGACCCACAGAAGAGUCUGGAAGAGAGAGAGGACACCCUCGGCCCUUCUGGGCACACCGUGCCCCCGUGUGGCCAGGAAGCCAGAGAGCGGCUGCCACCGAUGCCGCAGGAAGACACAGCGGGGAGAGUCCCCUGCCCCCCUGCCUGCUGCCCGGGGCCUGUGGCCGGCCCGCCCACGGCACCCUCCUCGGAGGCAGAGCCCGGGAGGAGAGGAGGCAGCCCAGGGACCCUAGCCUCUGCCGUGAAGCACCCGCUCCUUAAGAGGCAGGCUCGGAUGGACUACAGCCUUGAUAGCACAGUCGAAGACCCCUGGGUUCGAAUUUCCGACUGCAUCAAAAACCUGUUCAGCCCUAUCAUGAGCGAGAACCACGGCCACGUGCCUCUGCCGCCCAGCGUCGGUCUGGGUGAAGAAGUCGGGGUACGGGGCCACCCCGAUGGGGCGCCGCCCAAGCUGGACGCCGCUGGCGGUGCUCCCAAAGCUUACAAGUCGGUGGACGGUGGCACCGUGAAGAGGGGCCCCCCCGUGGCCCCCAAGCCCACCUGGUUUCGCCAAAGUUUGAAAAGUCUGAGGACGCGUGCCCAGGAGCCGAGGCGGCUGCCCGACACAGCCUCCCCCGCCCAGCCAACACCGCCUCCCCGGGAGCGCCCGGGGCCCCCCACUCGGACCUUCUCCUCCUCCAUCAAACAGAGGAUCAGCUCCUUUGAGACCUUUGGCUCCUCUCCGCUGCCCAGCAGAGGAGCCCAGAGACAGAGCCUGCAGGCCUCCUGGGGGGAAGCAGCACAAGCUCCGGGGGAACAAGAGGGAGGACAGGGUCCUGGCCGCUCGGGGCGAGGAGCUCCCCCCGCCGUCGAGCCACAGCCACCAGAGCGAGAGCCGCUGUCGCGGGGCUCCCCCAGCUCCCCCAGGAACAAUGAGCCUGGUGUGUCAGAGUCCCCUCUGUCCGGACGGCAGUCGGGUCAGAAAACCCCCCUCCGUGACCCCGACCCUUUCUCGAGGCUGCUGUCCGCACAGACGGAGGAGCCCCAGGGCCCCAUCAUCAAGAUGCCGGGCCAGCGGGCACGGAGCUUUCCCCUGUCCCGGACCCAGUCCUGGGAGAUGAAACCUCUGGAUGAGAAGACCAGCAAGCUCUACUCCAUCAGCAGCCAAGUGUCGUCGGCGGUCAUGAAGUCCCUGCUGUGCCUUCCGUCUUCCGUCUCCUGGGGCCAGACGUCCUGCAGCCCCAAGGAAGGGGGUUCUCCUGCAUCGUCGGCCGGGGACGCCCCAGCCGUGAACAGUUCUGCAGAAACUCCUGCCUCGGACACGGGCUUCUCCCUCAACCUUUCAGAGCUGAGAGAGUACACAGAGGGCCUCGGUGAGCCCACGGAAGCUGAAAGCUGGGACCACGGCUCCCCUCAGUCUGGCCAGUCGGUCAUCUCCCUGCUGAGCUCCGAGGAGUUAAAGAAGCUCAUUGAGGAAGUGAAGGUUCUGGAUGACGCGACGUUGAAGCAAUUAGACAAUAUCCACGUCACCAUCUUGCACAAGGAGGAAGGGGCCGGCCUCGGGUUCAGCCUGGCAGGAGGAGCAGAUCUAGAAAACAAAGCGAUCACGGUCCACAGAGUGUUCCCCAACGGGCUGGCCUCCCAGGAGGGAACUAUUCAGAAGGGCAACGAGGUUCUGUCCAUCAACGGCAAGUCCCUCAAAGGGGCCACACACAGCGAUGCCCUGGCCAUCCUCCGCCAAGCUCGGGACCCCAGGCAAGCCGUGAUCGUCACCAGGAGGCCGGUUCUGGAGGACACUCCUGACCCGAACUCCUCCUCGGACUCUACGGCGGCAGCCUCUGUGGCCAGCGACGUUUCCGCAGAUUCCACAGAGGCCACGGUGCACACAGUGACGCUGGAGAAGACCUCCGCGGGGCUGGGCUUUAGCCUGGAGGGCGGCAAGGGCUCCCUGCUCGGGGACAAGCCUCUCACCGUGAACCGGAUUUUCAAAGGGGCCGCCUCGGAGCAGAGCGAGACAAUCCAGCCAGGGGACGAGCUCCUACACUUGGCUGGCACGGCCAUGCAGGGCCUCACACGGUUUGAAGCCUGGAACAUCAUCAAGACCUUGCCCGAUGGACCUGUCCCGAUCGUCAUCAGGAGGAAAAGCCAUCAGGCCAAGGGGACCGCAGGGGCGGGAGACCCGUAGGCAAGCACAGAGCUGCUCACAAGCGCUAAUUCUCAGGGUCACUGCUGCUCCCCGCCCGGACUGGGGACAGCAGAGUUGUGCUUCCUGGUGCCGCUGCCCUGGUCCUGACCUUCCAGGAAGUCACCCAGCCGGAGGGCAGUCCCGAAAGGAAGGGCAGAGUCACACCAGGGAGGCCCGUACAGACGAGGCACAGAAAGCGUAAAGAAAAUACUGUGCUAUAAAUAAAACGGCUGUGUCCCGGUUUGUAUGAAA
This is a messenger RNA of Enhydra lutris kenyoni (northern sea otter), 4254 nucleotides long. Its product is annotated as interleukin 16. Lineage: Eukaryota; Metazoa; Chordata; Mammalia; Carnivora; Mustelidae. The record is from RefSeq and is a predicted model, not a curated record. The coding region runs from base 16 to 4002 and encodes 1328 amino acids. The transcript is spliced from 18 exons. Gene Ontology annotation, biological process: leukocyte chemotaxis; induction of positive chemotaxis. Gene Ontology annotation, molecular function: cytokine activity; CD4 receptor binding.